Messenger RNA from Daldinia loculata, 2046 nucleotides. RefSeq lists its product as uncharacterized. The transcript has a single exon. The record is from RefSeq and is a predicted model, not a curated record. Bases 709 to 1917 code for a protein of 402 amino acids. Lineage: Eukaryota; Fungi; Ascomycota; Sordariomycetes; Xylariales; Hypoxylaceae.
CCUAUUCCAGCAACGUGAGUAAGUAAAGGAACAUCAUUCGAGGGUCAUUCACCUUAGUUUUAACACCUCUUACCGUGCCAAUAGCAAGACACGUACGCGGAGCAUGCGCUUCUCUCGUGACACUCGCGUCCUUUAUCAAAUACUUCGCCGCUAACCUCGCGGCUAUGUACAUUGUAUAAAACAUCACGCCUUCUUGCUUGGUCAUCUUGAUAUAAGUUAAAUCGGUCGGGUCGACCGGAGUGUCCAGGUACUGACUCAAACACCCUUUAUCUUAACAACAAUAUGGAGAACAAAUUGUUCAUACCUCGGUCCGAGAUGUUUGCUAUGUGAUGUUUUCUUGACGAAGUGGAAAAAGUUCGGAGUUACCGGUAUUCUGAUAACUUUGACUCGUAUAGCAGUCUGGGACUUUCUUAUUAUCACCGAAUUGGUGUUUGUGAAAACCUAUACUACAUCUAUAUACAAAUAAUAAAUAUAAUUAGUGUACAUCAUACGCAAGAUCUAUAACAAGUACGUACAGAUUAAAAGCGUAGGAAUAAAAUGACUGUAUUAGCCGUGCUAUCAGUAUAUUUUCAAUGCGGCGGCAUCCACUUAACGAUUUCGAGUCACUUGAAAUUUUUGACCAAACGAACCCUCAAUCCCGCAAAUGAAAUAACCCAAAAACCCCAAAAUAACCCAGACCAACGCAUCUAGAAUAUAAUAAAAUAAAAUAUGCACAGCAACAGGAGAAGAUCACCCCAGCGAGCCGCAAAAGCAUACACCCAUCCACCCAAAGGAACCACAGCGAAAAAGUCCAAGCCAUCCAAGCCAUCCAAGCCGACCCCUCGCGCCUCCAAAUCCACACCCGAGGCCGCGACACCAGAGGACCCUACUCCUACUUCGGUCCCCACAGCGGAAACCAAGUCGCAGCAGACCCUCCUCGACGUCUUCAGCGACACGUUCAACCCGGUUCUCAGCGCCCCCGACUUCAGCCCCGUCCUGCAGAAAGUCAAGCAGGCCCUAUUCAACCGGGACUUCGAGGCGGCCUUCGGCAGCGAGCAGUUUCUAGAAGUAUACGCUGCGCGAUGGAGUCCGCCGCGCGCGCUGUGCUACGGCAGGGUGUUGAGGCAGAUUGCUGGUGAGAUGGAGCCGCUGUUACUUGCUGCCAGCGGGGAGGAUGAGCUCGAUGAGAUUGAGUUUGGACGGGUUUCGCCGACGCUCGACCUAGAGGAGCUACAAGAUGCAAAGCGUAGCGCUACGUUAAGGAUGCUUGCGAUCGGCGGCGGCGCCGCUGAAAUCGUGGCUUUUGGCGAGUACCUCCGUAGCGCAGGGGCCACGGUCUCCGGCGACCUUACGUUGCUAGACACCGGCCCAUGGGGCGAAGUAGUCCAGAAGUUGCAUACCGGCCUGACGACUUCGCCGCCCUUACCCGAGUGCGCGAGCGCCACGGCCAAAGCAACCAGCGCGGCCCUCGUCGAGCCGACAGAACGUCUGCGGUCGACUUUCGUGCAGCAAGAUGUACUCCAGCUCGACAGCGCCAGGCUCUCGAGUCUACUAGGCCAGACGCCGCUACUCGUCACGUUGCUAUUUACGCUCAACGAGCUGUACACGUCCGGCGGGAUCAAGAUGACGACAGCUUUUCUGCGGAACCUAAGCGCUACUAUUCCAGCCGGUUCGCUGCUCCUUGUCGUCGACAGCCCAGGAAGCUACUCAGAAGCAGCGGUAGGCAAGGAGGCGAAGAAGUACCCCAUGCAGUGGCUCUUAGAUCACACUCUCCUCCAAGCCGACAAGCUGCCAGCCGAGGGAUGUCGGUGGGAGAAGAUACAAUCACACGACUCGGUCUGGUUCCGCCUCAGCGGAGGACUGCGGUAUCCUAUGGAUUUGCAAGAUAUGCGCUACCAGAUGCACCUGUAUCGGGCUAUCCCCCGGUCUUCUGACUGAGGAAGCCGACGUCUACCUGCAGAACUCUAGAUACAUGCUCCUAACCACCGAUUACCACUACUAGCCAAGGAAUGUCUACUAGUCUAUCAUGCCCAAACCAGCUUCUUUAUGCUGUGACCUAACUGCUCU